AUUGUGUGUGCAUCACUGGGACGUACAAGUUAAUUACCUUCAUCCGACAGUGAAUACAUUUGUGUACCGGAUCAGUGAAAAGAUUCUGAAUGGUAGAGAUGUCAGGCACAUUCAACUAAAUAUUUGGCUGAUCGAGAUUUUUCUGUGAGCUCAAAAAUGAAGAGAAUUAUUACAGUUUUGAUAUACAUAACAGCGUGUUUAACAUCACAUUUAAUUGUAUGUGAUAAUUGUUGUCAGAUUAAUUCGCGACAAUUACCCUAUUAUAAAUUAACGAAAUCCAACGCUCGUUCGAAUCAGUUAAUACUUUCAAGGACGACGGUUCAAAAUGUGAACGAGUGUAGAAAGUUCGCUUCAAUGAAGAAAGCUUUGGCAUUUAAUUAUGGCUUAGAAAAUUAUCGUCGUGACUGGAAUAUCGGUAUUCAGAAUAUAAGUAAAGUAACGAGGAAGACAUGUCAAGCUCUUGAGUGUCCUGAGAUUUACAACUUCACUACCAUUGUGGACGAUAAAAAUUAUAAAUACUAUAGCAUGUAUCCUAGCUUUAUGCCAAUUGGUUCUAGAUUCACACUGGCCUGUGUCCCUAAAACAGGAAUAUUCGUAUACUCGAACAUUAACUUGAAUUAUAGCCAAGCACAAACAGCUUGCCAAAAAAUAAAUGCAUCACUUGCACAUAUAAUUAGCGAAGAACGUACUAAUGGACUCGCGAAACAUAUUUCGUUAAACACACCUACUUUUGUUGGACUCAGUACCCGUAAUAAUGAAAAAAUUUGGCAAAACGAAUUUGGUACACAAUUGCAAUUUUAUACAACAAAAUCCUACCUCAAUAAAAGGAAAUGUAUUAAGAGAAUCGUGAAGCACUUUUAUGUUUUAACUAUCGAGCGUGGGGAAAAGGGCAACCAUCGCAUACAAAAGGGUGUGUCAGUCUUGUACAACCAGUGAAAUUAGAACCUGAUCCUUUUUGGAAAGUUGUGCCUUGUGAUACCGAACUAACCUUUAUCUGUGAAAUUUUACCGAUAUA
This is a messenger RNA of Eufriesea mexicana, 1015 nucleotides long. RefSeq lists its product as uncharacterized. Lineage: Eukaryota; Metazoa; Arthropoda; Insecta; Hymenoptera; Apidae. The coding region runs from base 157 to 936 and encodes 259 amino acids. The record is from RefSeq and is a predicted model, not a curated record. The transcript is spliced from 4 exons.